Perca flavescens (yellow perch) is the source of this 1883-nucleotide messenger RNA. It is a transcript of the gene kbtbd13b, whose product is annotated as kelch repeat and BTB domain containing 13b. The coding region runs from base 105 to 1544 and encodes 479 amino acids. Gene Ontology annotation, molecular function: protein binding. The transcript has a single exon. Lineage: Eukaryota; Metazoa; Chordata; Actinopteri; Perciformes; Percidae. The record is from RefSeq and is a predicted model, not a curated record.
CUCAGUCCUCUCCAGCUCCUCUCUAGGACUUUUGGAAACGCUUCGACCUCUGGUUUCAUUUUCAUGGAGGAUAUUUCCUCGAGUGUCGCGGUCAGAGAACUGUAAUGUCAGCGCGCUGCCGUGACCCAGAGGACGGCAGCAGCUGUGACGGUGCAGACGAAAGAUAUCUGCCAUGUUGCGCCUCUGCUCUCGCCUCAGCUAAAUUAACUAUCGUGGUCGGGGACACCCACUUCUCUGAGGAGAAGAGGUUUCUCGUUCAGAGCUGCGACUAUUUCCGAGCUCUGUAUCGCUCAGGAAUGAAGGAGUGUCGGCAGGACGAAAUCCACCUCAAGUCUCUGCGCGCUCGAGGUUUCCUUAUCGCCUUGGCGGUGUUACGAGGCGAGAUGCCCGCCCUGGACGCCGACGACAUCGUCGAAGCCAUCGAAUGUGCUGCUUUCUUGCAGGUGGCGCCGCUCACUAAGCAUCUCAUCUACCUCGUCGAUUCUGACAACUGUCUGCUGAUGUAUCACACCGCCGCAAACUUCGGCCUCAUGGAUCUCUACCGCGCCGCUGCGCUGUUCAUCCGGAACACGUACGCCGACGUGGAAGCGGAGGUCAAGAAAUCCCUGCCGUCAGAGCUGAUCUCCUACGUUGAGUCUUUGACCCCGAGUGUUUUUGUAGCGGUGGGGGCUCAUGUGACCUGCGGCGUGGAUGAAACGGUCCACGCUGCCUCCAGGACGGUCUGCUACCUGGAUGAGACUGCCAACAUCUGGAAAGUAUUGACAGAUCUUCCACUAGAGGCCAGCACCUCCAUGGCUGGAGUGACCGUUUUGGACAACAAACUCUACAUCGUCGGAGGAGUUCAUGGACUUCAUCGACAAGUCGUGGACUCUUGUUUCUGCUACAGCGUAGAAAACAACAGCUGGAGCCAGAUCUCCAGUCCGGCGCAGCUCCGAUGCAAUCUCAGCCUCGUGGGUUUAGACGGUCGACUCUACGCCAUCGGAGGAGAGUACGACCGGAAGUUAAUGUCAUCGGUGGAAACCUACGACGUCAAGACAGGAAGGUGGGAGUUUGCCGCUCACUUACCACGCCCGGCGGCGGGAGCGGCGUGCACCAAAGCCAUGGGCAGGAUAUUUGCGUGUUUAUGGAGGCCGAUGGAGACCACGGAGAUCUACGAGUACGUCUCAGGGAAAGACGAGUGGCGGCUGGUUACCACGCUGAUCAGGCACCAGAGCUACGGCCACUGCAUGAUCGGCCACAGGGACAACCUGUACGUUGUGAGAAACGGGCCGUCGGACGACUUCCUGAGAUGCCUGAUGGACUGCUACAACCUGAGCUCGGGCCAGUGGUCGUCUCUGCCGGGACACUUCGCCAACAGCAAAGGUUCGCUGUUCACGGCGGUGGUGAGAGGCGACUCUGUGCUCACGCUCAACAGGACCACGACUCUGGAGUUCGCCGUCGACGGUAAAACCUGGAAGCCCCGACGGCAGAUGAAGGGUUUCCCCAGAAGUGGAUCUGUGUGGACGUUUCUGCUCCGGCUGCCAGACGCUCUCGUGCUGCAGUAACGGCUUCAUUUGCUCCGGGAUUUAUUGGAUUGUCAACAUCGUUUUACACUCAGACAUGUGCUUCAAUAAAUUGAAAGGAUAAUUCCUGUUUAUGACUUCUUCGGGGCUUUGCAGUUUUGUCCAUCGUUUCGUUCGUGCGAUGCAACAAGUCCUAAAAACCAUACGACGACAUGGGUUGUUUAUUCCUGCCCUCUAAUACGACCCACUGGAGCAUUUUUUUUCCGUUCUCAUAUUAAAACGUAACGGUCGCGGUUUUAAACACAUCAUUAAAGUUGUGAAAAAUGUUGCAGUUUGGUUAUGUUUCGGCGCCAAAACUACUCAAUUCAGUUCAGCAGAAGA